Molecule: messenger RNA, 552 nt
Organism: Triticum turgidum subsp. durum (durum wheat)
Lineage: Eukaryota; Viridiplantae; Streptophyta; Magnoliopsida; Poales; Poaceae
Source: the annotation of a GenBank genome assembly
AUGAGAAUUCCAUUCUUGAUCCUCACCAUCCUUGUUCUCUCUCUCCAGUGCAAGGCUUCCGUUGCCUCCCCGCUUGUAAGAGAUAAGGAGACCAACAUCCUCUUCUACUUCCACAACAUCCAUGCCGAUAAGGAUUCCUCCUCGGUCCUUGUUGCACAAAACGCCAAUGCCACGGCCCAUGCUCGUGGUAUCGUGGCCUUUAGCUCUGUCUACGUGUUUGACAAUGUGAUCACUGAGGGGCCCUCGAUCACGUCUAAGGUGCUUGGGAAUGCACAGGGCAUGUACGUCGGCACAGCAAAAGAUGGGUACACGAUUUUGAUGGCCAUCGAUGUUGAGAUCACAACUGGCCCAUUCAAUGGCAGCUCGUUUGUAUUGUUCUCGAGAAACCCGUUGAGAUCAACCAGGGAGCUCCCCGUCAUCGGAGGUCGUGGUGUGUUCCGAAUGGCCGAAGGGUACGGCAUGCUCCGAACGGUGUGCGUUCACUGUCUCAACUCUGUGAACCCUGCCAGUGGAGAUGUCAUAGAGUACAACGUGACUCUCUGGCACCAUUAA